ACACACAGUCGACGUCAUUGCGUUUCAAACGUGCUAAACUUCUUUUUUCUUUUUCUCCGUUAUUUCACCACGUUUAUUUUUCUUUUUUCCUGAAGGUGUGUGUACUACUAGAAGGUAGUUGUCAGUGUGUGUGUGUGUUAUUAAGAAUUGGGCGGGUUUUUGAGAAACUUGGUGCGAUCCCAAAGACCUAAACUCGACACAGACUCAAAAAUUUUCCCCUCCCCUUCCUCACCGUUAGUGUAUAGCUCAGGGCAUUGGGCUGAACAGGCAUCAGAGAACAACCAGCCGCCGACUAGUAAGCAACCGAAAUUUCCAAGUCUCCCUUCAACUUUCCAGAACAAUUAUUACAGGCAAAUCAAUGGCUGGUUUCCGCUUGCCGUGUUUCAAAUCGUUGGCUAAUUUGAGUGGACUAUCAGCUCGUGUUUCGACGGGCCCCCAACAUCUCCAACAGCUUCAAAAGCUCCAGAAUUCACUCCAGUCUAGACGCAGGAGCAGCACCGCCUCGAGCGUCAACUUAUCAUCGGAAAGAAUCAAUGACAAUGUCGUCUAUUCCCGUCACGAGGAUUGUUUUCUCCACAGUCAAACGGUGGUGCAGAGAUUCUUUGACCAGGCUUCCCUAUGGCCCAAUCACACAGCUGUGGAAUGUGGGAUAACUGGACGCAAGUAUACGUACGACAAAGUGCGCAUGCUUACCCGUCGUUUCGGCUCUGCCCUGGUCAGAAUGGGAUUCAAAAAAGGCGAAGUAUUGGGAUUGGUCCUGCCCAAUCUGCCAGAGUUCCCGAUUACUAUGCUUGGAGCCGCUGGCAUCGGUAUGCCCGUCACUACCGUUAACCCAAUCUACACUGCCGAAGAAAUUGCGCGCCAGAUGCAAAAUUCCGGAACAUCCGUCAUCGUUACUAUCCCACAAAUGGCCGAUACUAUCCGUGAAGUGGCCAGCAUGUGCCCGUCAAUUCGUCAACUCAUUGUAGUUGGCGAACCCCAAGAAGGAUUUGUUUCUCUGAUGGAAAUGUUCCAAGAUUCUGGUGAUCUUUUCGACGAGAACAUUGAGCUUGAUCCAUUUGAUGACAUGUUUGUGCUGCCCUAUUCAAGUGGAACGACCGGUCUUCCUAAGGGAGUCAUGCUCACCCAUUCAAACAUUUGCGCCAACAUUCAGCAAAUCAUUCAUCCUGGAACAGCUAGACCUAUUCCAACAACAUCCAAUAACGUGUCAGACUCCUUUCAAGAAGUUUACAUCUGCGUGCUUCCAUUUUUCCACAUUUACGGAAUGGUCGGCACAAUGCUCACCGGUUUGGAUCACGGUGCCAAACUUGUGACCCUGCCGCGUUUCGAAAGCGAAUCGUUUCUCAAUUGCUUGUACCAACAUCACCCAACCAUGCUGCAGCUGGUUCCCCCAUUGGUUUCGUUCCUUGGACAUCGCCCUGACCUGAAAUUAGACGCCUUUCACAGAUUGCACACAGUCUUUUGUGGAGCCGCUCCAUUGGGCCCCUCUGCGGCCAAUAAGCUUAUGGAUCGAUUGGGAAGACGGGAUAUUCUAAUGCAAGAAGGUUACGGAAUGACAGAGUCAUCUCCCGUCACUCAUAUGAGUCCAAUCAUCAACAACGAAAUCGGUUCAUUCGGAGAGCCAGUAUCGCGUACCCGAGUGAAAAUUAUGGAUCUCAAUACUGGCGAAUCGCUUGGACCAGGACAAGAAGGAGAGAUGUGCGUUUUUGGUCCUCAAGUCAUGAAAGGUUAUUACAAAAACGAGAAGGCCACCGAAGAAACCAUCGACAGCGCGGGAUGGCUCCACACGGGAGAUAUUGCUUAUUACAAUGAACAAAACCAGUUCUUUAUCGUCGAUCGUCUCAAAGAGCUCAUCAAGGUUAAGGGACUGCAGGUAUCACCAUCUGAACUGGAAGAUGUUUUACGGCGCCACCCGGCUGUUUUGGAUGUAGCUGUGAUCGGUAUUCCCGAUGAUAUGUCUGGUGAACUUCCUCGCGCAUAUGUCGUCAAGAAAAAUGGCGUCUCUGUCACCAAGGAAGACAUUGCCGAGUUUGUCGACGCCAAAGUAGCUCCUCAUAAAAGACUCAAGGGUGGAGUCAUGUUCAUCGACGCAAUCCCCAAAACGAAUACAGGUAAAUUAUUGCGCCGCGAAUUGAAAAGCAUGCUAUUGUCUCAGAUCUCAUGAGGCUAAACUCAAGUUGAAGACUAUAUUAUUGCUUUUAAAAAAGCUGUUAUACCUUGAGAAAAUCACACAAAUUAUUUGCAGGAUAUGACUGUCGUUUGAAAUUUUUACCUUUCUUUGGUUAUACGUAUAACUCGAUGCUUAAUAUUCCAUUGUAAAAGCACUUAGUGCCUUAAUUUUCCCCUUUUUUUUCUGUACCGACUGGUGAGGUGAAGCUUUCACUUUUCAGUCAUUCGAAACUCUUGUAAAACGGAUAGUUUUCUCAAACAGCUUUUUUUCUUUUUCAAUUCCUGGUGCGCGUAUAAUUUACUCUAUAUAUUAUUCGGGUGAAUGUGUUCUCUCGUCGUCCUCGUGUGGACUGUCAAAAUUACUAAAUUCGAAUGCAAAUGCAUAUUCAAUGCAAAGUUAAUUUUGUUAUGUCAGUUGUCACUCGAUCGCACUAUAUAUUUGGUACUGUUUAUGUGACACAGUUUUAAGUGUUCUUGUAUGUAAGCUAAUUUGAUGUGAAGGUUUAUCAUUUUAACUUGAAAUAGCAUUUUAUUGGAAAGUUGAUCGUUUGAUGCGAUAAUUGAAAUUACCCGUAAUCUAGCUAUUAAAAUAAGUGGGGAAUUUAGUGAAAGUUUUUGUUGUCGGAAAGUGUCUAGAAAGGGAAUUCCCCUUUCCAUUGAUGUCGAAUGUAAAUACAUAAUUGGAACAUCUCAA
Messenger RNA from Daphnia pulicaria, 2863 nucleotides. Its product is annotated as 4-coumarate--CoA ligase 3-like. NCBI's taxonomy places the organism in Eukaryota, Metazoa, Arthropoda, Branchiopoda, Diplostraca, Daphniidae. Gene Ontology annotation, molecular function: CoA-ligase activity. The record is from RefSeq and is a predicted model, not a curated record. Bases 359 to 2164 code for a protein of 601 amino acids. The transcript has 9 exons.